Didymodactylos carnosus is the source of this 1504-nucleotide messenger RNA. NCBI's taxonomy places the organism in Eukaryota, Metazoa, Rotifera, Eurotatoria, Philodinida, Philodinidae. The record is from the annotation of a GenBank genome assembly.
CCCGAAAAACCAGUUUUGUAACCAAAAGCAAUACAGAUUCUGGAAGUAGACACUUCAGGCUAUCUUUCCAUGUGUGUAUCUUAAAACCGAUUUUCUGACCGAAAAUCACCAUUUCUGAGGGGGGGGGGCCCUUAAGCGUCGAGCACUGAUGACUCCUUAGCUCAGGUAAGAGAUAGAUUGUCGAAAUAAAUCUGAUUCAUUCAUAUAAACCAUUUUUCAUAAAUAAUUUCAUAAAUAACCAUAUCUACAGCAUGCGCGUGCCCAGAGGGGAGGAUUGAGGGAUCAAUGUCCCCUCCCACCCAUGGAAAAAGUCGUCCCUAAUUAUUCGUAAUAUCGCUGUACUUUGAAAAAGCAAAGAUAGGAAUUAUACGAAAACGAAGGGUUCACCUUCUACUGGAUGAAAAUAUUUUUAAUCCCCCUGCCAAAUCCUAGGCACAUGCUUAAUCUACAUUACAGGCUGUCAUGUAAAUUAGCAAAAUAUUUGACUUCAAUUUACUACCUAUAUCUAUUAUUUAUAGAAAUCUAAUCUCAAAUAAUUUUACUUGUAUUAAUUCAAUUAGAACCACAUAUGCUACACAUUCAGCUAAUAAGUGCGCUCAAAAGUAUUGUUAAUAAAAUAGAAUUUCGAAAAAUAAUUUAUUAUUAUCGCUAUUAUUUACUCAGUUUUAUUUUCGGAAUUAUUUUUACCACUUUUACUCUGAAUCGGAAAAAUGUUUGUUCUAAAAAUAUUUCUUAUCAAUUACUUUCACCAUUAAAAGGUGGUCCACCACAUCCCGCAUAUGUAUUAUCAUCAGUUCCAGCACGUUAUAGUUUCACCGUUUCAAAUAUAGAAAAAGCCCUUCCUGGAUAUUUUAAAUUUGAGCAUUUUCAAGCGAUACCAUUUAAUGAUACACGAAUUAAUGGAAAUGUCAGACAGUCAUCAAAUUUACUCUCACAUAUUGACAUGUGGUUAAAUCUUUCAUCACGAUCAGAUCAUGAAUAUGGCGAUAAUGAUUGGUGUUUUGUAUUUGAAGAUGACGUGAAUAUUGUAGAUUUGAAAAAUCAUUUUCCACACAUUUAUUCAAAAUGGAAUUAUUCAAAUCCGCAUCAUUCAUUAAGGGGCAUUAUUGAACAAGCGUUAAAAUUAGCAGAUCUAGAUGGUAUACUAUAUUUGGGUACAUGUGGACCAGAAUAUCCAAACAACAAUUCAGAAAUUAUUUAUACGUCCGACAAUUUGUUUGAAUUUCGUCGUGGCGCGUAUUUCUGUUCACAUGCCACGGCAUUUAAAAAAUGGCGUUUAAAAACACUAUGGAUUGACUAUUCAGUUUAUCAACCUGUAGCUGAAUUUAAAGGAGUGGAUGGAAUUGCAAAAGCAUAUCAAAUAAUAUCAAAGAAACUCCCGUUGUCAAUGGCUUCAAACAUACAUUGGCCACCGGGUACGGGACACUUUGGAUUUUUUUUUCAGGACCGAGGCGCACAUAAGUCAACGAUAGAUGUUCGUAAACCGGCAGGCGACAUCCGCUAA